AAGACCCAGUGUUGUGCUAUAUUAUGUGGUGCCAUGUGACAACGUGUAUUAUUUGUAAAUAAACUAAUCUUUUAAUGAAAUAAAAACAGAAGUCAUGACAUUUUCCGAAUUAAAUUUAAGCUCAUGGAUUGUCAAGCAAUGCAAUUCCAUGGGUUUAAAAAAACCUACGCCAAUUCAAGAAAACUGUAUUCCAAAAAUUUUAGCUGGCAACGAUUGUAUUGGUUGCGCAAAAACUGGUAGUGGUAAAACACUUGCCUUUGCACUUCCUAUUUUGCAAAAAUUAUCUGAAGAUCCAUAUGGCAUUUUUGCCCUUAUUUUAACCCCUACCAGAGAGCUUGCUUUUCAAAUUGCAGACCAAUUCUCAGCAAUAGGAAAAUCUAUCUGUUUAAAAAGAUGUGUUAUAGUCGGAGGAAUGGACAUGGUUGUACAAGGCUUAGAGUUGUCAAAGCACCCACACAUAGUUGUCGCAACUCCAGGACGUUUGGCAGAUCAUUUAGAGAGUUGUAAUACAUUUUCUUUAAAGAGAAUUAAGUUUUUAGUUUUGGAUGAAGCUGACAGACUUCUAGGGGGUCAUUUUGAUGAUCAAUUAAAAACUGUAUUUAAUGCCUUGCCUCAGAAAAAACAAGUUCUUCUUUUUAGUGCAACAAUGACAGACACUCUUGAUAAAGUGAAACAUAUUGCAUCUGGAGAGGUCUUCAUAUGGGAAUCCAAGGAUGAUUCUGGUACAGCUACAGUAAAAGAACUUGAUCAACGCUAUGUGCUUAGUCCAAGCGAUGUUCGCGAUUCUUUCUUGGUUGAAGUAGUUAGAACAUUUCGAACAACCAACAAGGAUGGAUCGAUAAUGAUAUUUACAGAUACUUGCAAGCAUUGUCAAUUGUUAUCCAUGACAUUAAACGAAAUUGGUUUCAAAAAUGUAGCUCUUCAUGCUAUGAUUAAACAGAAAGAUCGUCUUGCGGCACUUAGCCAGUUUAAGUCAAAUCAUAUAAAGAUCUUAAUAGCUACAGAUGUUGCAGCAAGAGGGUUAGACAUUCCUACAGUUCAAUUAGUUAUAAAUCAUAUUGUGCCAAAUGUACCGAAGGAAUACAUUCAUAGAGUUGGUAGAACAGCUAGAGCAGGCAAAGGAGGUAUGGCGAUUACUCUGAUAACGCCAUACGACAUCAAAUUGUUGCAUGCCAUUGAGGAUGCCAUUGGGACGAAAUUAACAGAAUAUAAAGUUAACGAUAAAGAAAUAGUUACGAUCAUUACGCAAAUAUCUGUCGCUAAACGAGAAGCUGAAAUGAAAUUGGAUGAAACAAAUUUUUACGAAAAAAAAAUAAUCAAUAAACGCAAAAAACUAAUUCUCGAAGGGAAAGAUCCAGAUGAAAUCGAGGAGAUUUUGGAGAAAUAUAAAUCUAGUAAAUCGAAGAAACAAAAAAGGAAACUUGUUGAUAGUACUCAUAAUACAGAUAAGUCUGAUUAACUUUUAUUAUUU
This is a messenger RNA of Hylaeus volcanicus, 1471 nucleotides long. It is a transcript of the gene Dbp45A, whose product is annotated as probable ATP-dependent RNA helicase DDX49. Lineage: Eukaryota; Metazoa; Arthropoda; Insecta; Hymenoptera; Colletidae. Gene Ontology annotation, molecular function: RNA helicase activity; ATP binding; nucleic acid binding. The coding region runs from base 95 to 1459 and encodes 454 amino acids. The record is from RefSeq and is a predicted model, not a curated record. The transcript has 6 exons.